GAGCUUCCCGGCGUCCUGCAGAGCCCCGCUUCCACCUCGAUCUGGACAGGACAGAGCCCUGGUCCUUGUCCUCCUCCUCCCAGAGYCCGUCCCCCUUCUUGCCCGAAGCUUCGGGUCACGGCAGCCGCACCUCCACCCCAGAGAGGAGGGGCUCACCUCUGCCAAACAGCAGCGAGACCCUCGGAGCGUCACUGGAAGACGACGACGGAGGUCUGAGGCAGAGGGCGAGGGGUGAGCGGGCGCCGUCCGACGACCUCAGCAGCUCUCCACGCCGAGGCUUCCACCAGUACUUGUCUCGUUUCGAUGACGCCAUGAAACUCCGCAGCCAGCUGGCCAGCGAGAAGCCGGCUCAAGAUGCGGGGUCCGACUCAGAGGAGCUGGAUCCCUUCAGGAUCUUCAGGCUUGUUGGCAGCGUCCUUCUGGCCAUAUUCGUCAGAGUUUUUGUCUGCAAAUAUCUGUCAAUAUUCGCUCCAUUUUUGACCCUUGAACUGGCCUACAUGGGAUUGUCUAAAUACUUUCCAAAGGUAGAGAAGAAGACCAAAACCACUGUGCUGACCGCUGCCCUGCUGCUGUCCGGCAUCCCCGCUGAGGUCAUCAACCGCUCUAUGGACACCUACAGGAGGAUGGGGGACGUCUUCUCCGACCUCUGCGUCUACUUCUUCACCUUCAUCAUCUCUCACGAGGUCUUGUUGCUGAUCGGCUCAGAGACGCCCUGACGACGCCCCACACGGCCUCUUCUUGUUGUUCCCCAUCAUCCCAACAAGGCAUGCUCGUUUGCACCCUCUGGUGUUUUAGUUCCUGUUGUUUACCUGGAAACAAAUCUGCUGCUAACCGAUCGAGGCCACAUGUCAUCUGAACUUCCUGUUCUUCAGGAUUUAGACACUAAGAUACAAGAGUCCGUUGUUUAUUACAGACCAACGUGUUUAAGCUAACUAUGUUKAAGAACAAAACUUGGCUGCCCUGAUUUCCUAACAAUCUGCAAUCAACACACAGUCAGCCUAUAAUUGGAUUGUGUUAUGUUUCRGUUUUAUUUGUAAGAUUCGCGUUGGACAUGAAGUUCCAGAAGCAGAGCAGCAAACGUGCAUCGUGUUUUUCAGUCACUUAAACUUAUAGAUAACGUGAUCGUUGGAUAAGUGACGUUCUUUUUGAUGCAUUAAGAGUCGGAGCUUCAAGUGAGCUCCAGAGUUUUCAGUAGUCUUUGUUUUAGGUGUUAAAGAAGGUGAAACAAYGACAAAAACAGUUUUUGAAUGUAAGCUUGUCGGUUGUUUCUAUUAAGCUUAAACACAUUUCGGAAUAAGACGGAUCAUCUGCAGUCAGGCGGGUCGAUAUAAACUGUGUUUGUGAAUCGUUUGUGUUUGUGGCAGAAGCAUUUAUUCCUAUAGUAUGUAAAAAAAGGUUUUUGUUUUCGCCUGUGAACUCAGAAGUUGCAUUUUUUUCAUACAUGAUGGAAAAGUUACUGGUUUGAUGUUUGUGUGUUUGUUUCUAGUGACGUGUCGCUUUGCUCGAGCUUUUUUUUUUUUUCGAAACUUUUCAACGGUUCUGUCUUGUCCUUGUUUUAUAUUUUAAUUUAAUGUAAAUUAACUUAUUGGUGGAAUUUCUUCCCAAGUAAAGGCUUAAAUGUGAUUUGUCCUGCUUGUCUAAUCUAUUUGAUAUGUUUUGAUAAAUUUUCUUGAAAAAAUGUUUUUAAUGGCUCUUAUAGUAUUCCUGAGAUCAUUUUGAUGUUAACAGUCUUUGCUUUAAACUAGACAGUUAAUACCAAAUAAAUACCUCUGAGUGACA
Messenger RNA from Austrofundulus limnaeus, 1779 nucleotides. RefSeq names its product calcium modulating ligand (gene camlg). Gene Ontology annotation, cellular component: GET complex. Gene Ontology annotation, biological process: tail-anchored membrane protein insertion into ER membrane. The record is from RefSeq and is a predicted model, not a curated record. Lineage: Eukaryota; Metazoa; Chordata; Actinopteri; Cyprinodontiformes; Rivulidae.